Molecule: messenger RNA, 381 nt
Organism: Diaporthe amygdali
Lineage: Eukaryota; Fungi; Ascomycota; Sordariomycetes; Diaporthales; Diaporthaceae
Exons: 1
Coding region: 1-381 (126 amino acids)
Source: RefSeq, a predicted model, not a curated record
AUGUGCCCCAUUUCAAAAACAACGCUUCUGAGAAAACCUCCUUUCCACACAGGUCUCUCCGGCAGUUCUUUCGUCAUUGGAUUCCUGGAAAUGAAUCUCAGCGGAUGUGUCCUCUAUGCUGAGCUGAAGUCGGUCGACAAAUUUCCGUCACAGCCCUUGACUCUCAAGUACUCGUAUGCCCAGCCAACCUGUCACGAGCGCGUGACUUCUUACACGAAUGGCCAGUUUGAGAUGCCCCCAUCUCAUUGCAUCGCUUGCCCUCAGUGCCCGGAUAAUUUCGGAAUGGACGAGCUCUGCUGUUACAUGAAUGAUGAGAAAUUCGGAAGGCAAGCCAAUGCUCUCAACGACGCUUCAUACAUUGGAACUGGUUUCAAAAGAUGA